Messenger RNA from Brassica napus (rape), 537 nucleotides. RefSeq lists its product as uncharacterized. The record is from RefSeq and is a predicted model, not a curated record. Gene Ontology annotation, molecular function: RNA-DNA hybrid ribonuclease activity; nucleic acid binding. Bases 1 to 537 code for a protein of 178 amino acids. The transcript has 2 exons. NCBI's taxonomy places the organism in Eukaryota, Viridiplantae, Streptophyta, Magnoliopsida, Brassicales, Brassicaceae.
AUGUGCGCACCUAGUUAUUCAUUUGAUUUAAUUCCGUAUGAACAUGUGCUAAGCUCAAACAGCAGUUACUGCCAACCUUUUAGUUCUGAUGCAUCCUGGCAGAACAAGAACGACGAAGCCGGCUGGGGGUUCAUCCUUUUUGAAGAUCAGCAAGUUAAGCUUGUGGGAGUCAGGAAAGGAAAUUGUGCCUCCUCGCCAUUGCAUGCUGAAGCUGAGAGCCUCGCCUGGGCAAUGAAAGAGACGAGACAGAGUGGUGUUAAUGAGGUCUGCUUCGAAUCAGACUGCCAACAACUGACUCGCCUUACUCAAAACCCGCAGGAAUGGCCAGCCAUAGGACCUGAACUGGAUGAGAUCGAUUUUCUGAGCUCUGAAUUCUCUUCUUGCUCUAUCCGUUUUAUAAGACGUACUGAAAAUGUCCGUGCGGACUGCCUUGCAAAGGCAGGACGAUCACGAGCUCAUGAUUUCUGUUACUUGGAUACCAAGAUUCCUCCAUGGCUUGCUCAUGAAGCUUGCCUGUUUGAACCUCUAGUUACUUAA